AAUACAGGAAGAACUUCACUUUAUAGUAAAUAUAAGGUCGACUUAUCAAUAUUUGGCUCUUAAUUCAUUCAAAUUUAUGUAAAACUCUAUAGUUUUACAUUUACAAGUACUUGGUGGAAUAGGCUUUUGAAUUACUUUUUGACUUAAAAUACGCUCUCGAAAUGAGCGCUUCUAUUUAGUGUUUCCCAUUAUGUCUUGUACACUUGAAUGCAACACUGCUAACAGGAACUAGCUUACCUUAGUCGUGGAGUGACGAGCCUUUAAUUAACGUAUUUUAAGGUUUUUUAACCAAUAUAAAAAUGUCUUUCAAACGAGAAGGUGACGAUAAGAGUCAGCUGAAUAUCCUCAAGAAACGCCGUGUUUCUGAUCUUCUGUCUCAUUUUAUCCCAGAUGAUGAGGCUGCUCUCAUGAAAAAUGGAAGAUACACGUGUCUGGUUUGCGCCUACCGUCCAGUGUUUGACACAGUCGACAUGCUGACAGUCCACAGAAAGGGCAAGAAGCAUCUGGAAGGAUUAAAAGCUUUUUAUGGCAAGAAAGCACAGCUGAAGACUGAAAUAACAAAACGGCAACACGAAAAGUAUGUUGAGGCUGAAGACCAAACACAGGAGUCGUCCAGUUCUGCUCCUUUACUGACACAAACUCGGAAACUUACCCAUCAUGCUUUGCUGAAGACCGUCCCUUAUAACAGCCGCCACAGAAAAACCAGUACAAAAUCUGAGAACGAGCCAACGAGCAGAAGCUGUAAUCCCAGAAGCAACGUUUACAACCAGACACCAUCUGCAUGGCGGGAAAAUGAAGUUUCCAGUGAAAAUCCAACAGCCGAUAAAGAGGAAGUGACAGGAAGUCCGGCUGCAGCCGCUCAGGAGGAGAAACCCAUGACGGCCCAGAGGAGGAGGGAGCUGGAGCACUACCUCAAACUGAAGAGUGACGGCUGGCUGCAGGACCGGAGCGGCCGCUGGGUCAAAGACGAGAACGUGGAGUUCGAUUCGGAUGAGGACGAGCCUGCUUCAGUUCCAUCUGCAUAACGACUCACCGAGAACCGUGUGGAAACACAGACAAACCUGUACCACAGUGGUACGUCCAGAUUAUUUCAGUGUGCAAUAAAGAGAUGACAG
Messenger RNA from Salarias fasciatus (jewelled blenny), 1115 nucleotides. RefSeq names its product sodium channel modifier 1 (gene scnm1). The transcript is spliced from 8 exons. Gene Ontology annotation, cellular component: nucleus. NCBI's taxonomy places the organism in Eukaryota, Metazoa, Chordata, Actinopteri, Blenniiformes, Blenniidae. Bases 300 to 1025 code for a protein of 241 amino acids. Gene Ontology annotation, biological process: RNA splicing. The record is from RefSeq and is a predicted model, not a curated record.